CUCUUGUGUGACUCACAGACGCACAGAGUGUGGGUGAGACAGACGUCCCCAGCACAGUUGCCCGGCAAGCCGAUGGCUCUUCUUCAGGCCAAUAAAGAUCUCAUUUCCACCGGAAUGAAGGAAUUUCGUGUUCUGCUGGAUCAGCAGGUCAUAGGCAAUAAGUCCGUCUCUGAAGAAGACAUGGCGACUGUGGUGGAUGACUGGGUGAGCUUCUACAUCAACUACUACAGGCCGAGAAUGAGCGGGGACCCGCAAGAGCAGGACAGGGCUCUGCAGGAACUCCGCCGGGAGCUGAAUACGCUGGCCCACCCUUUCCUGGAGAAAUACAGGGCCUUCCUGAAGUCCCUGUGAGAAGCCGAGGGGCCAGGCCUCCAACUUGAGAAAUCCACACUCCUGGCUCUACGUCCCGGUCCCUGGGCACCCCUCUUUCAUGCGGUGAUGCUACUUAGCCACCUCAAUAAAGACAGAUGGAUUUUUCUUCCA
Echinops telfairi (small Madagascar hedgehog) is the source of this 483-nucleotide messenger RNA. It is a transcript of the gene AHSP, whose product is annotated as alpha hemoglobin stabilizing protein. NCBI's taxonomy places the organism in Eukaryota, Metazoa, Chordata, Mammalia, Afrosoricida, Tenrecidae. Gene Ontology annotation, cellular component: cytoplasm. The transcript is spliced from 3 exons. The record is from RefSeq and is a predicted model, not a curated record. The coding region runs from base 73 to 351 and encodes 92 amino acids. Gene Ontology annotation, biological process: erythrocyte differentiation; protein folding; protein stabilization. Gene Ontology annotation, molecular function: hemoglobin binding.